AUGGCUCCUCUCCGCACUUUCCUCUAUAUGCUGGCAGCUGCCGCACCCAUCUACGCCGAGCACCUCAAGGUCGUCUGGUCGGCUGGUGACUUCUCUACCAUUUCCGGCCCGGCCGGCGGCAGUCAGAGCGGCCAUUACUCCGGGUUCGCGAUCAUCAACGACGCUGGUGAUGCAAUCUACGACCAGAGCUUCCCCGAUGACCACUCACCCUGUUACAACACCGGUGACGGCCGCACUUUCACCAUUGAGGGCGACUGCUGGGCCUCUCCUCGCAAGUUCCACUGCAAGGCUGACUUUGCGGGUCACCCUGACAGCUGUGCUGUGCAGGAUGGUGAUGGCAACGAACUUGGAUCUGGAGACGGGCAGACAGACACCAAUUUCAUCGGUAUUGCUAUCGGACAAGACGCCAGCUGUGUUGUCGAGUUCGAGUCCGACGAUACCGAUACCGCUUGCCCCAAGGACGAUGGCAACGGCCCUCUUCACGUUACUUCCGGUUAA
Molecule: messenger RNA, 498 nt
Organism: Penicillium waksmanii
Lineage: Eukaryota; Fungi; Ascomycota; Eurotiomycetes; Eurotiales; Aspergillaceae
Exons: 1
Coding region: 1-498 (165 amino acids)
Source: RefSeq, a predicted model, not a curated record